Aspergillus nidulans FGSC A4 is the source of this 1008-nucleotide messenger RNA. Its product is annotated as alpha-ketoglutarate-dependent dioxygenase AlkB family protein. The transcript has a single exon. Gene Ontology annotation, molecular function: iron ion binding; 2-oxoglutarate-dependent dioxygenase activity. The record is from RefSeq and is a predicted model, not a curated record. Gene Ontology annotation, biological process: DNA repair. Lineage: Eukaryota; Fungi; Ascomycota; Eurotiomycetes; Eurotiales; Aspergillaceae. Bases 1 to 1008 code for a protein of 335 amino acids.
AUGGCCAAACGCACACUCGAAUCCUUCUACAAGACCGUCACGCCCCCGAAGAGCAAGAAGCUCAAGGCGGACGAGGAGCUGCCGCUCUCCUACAGCCACCACUCCAGCUAUCCUCAUCCCAUCGCGUCUCUACCCCCAUCGCUCGCCAGCGCUCUUGCUAGUCUGAGCGGAGCAGAGUCGAAGAGAAUCGCCAACCAGCCCCAUCUGGACCUGCUCUACUUCCACCCGCUGAUUCCUGCUCCUACGGCACGGGACCUGUUUCAGUUCCUGCGUCGCGAGCUCCCUUUUUACAGGGUCCAGUAUUCUAUCAAACGCGGGGGCCAGACCACGCAAAUCAACACCCCACGGUUCACGACGGUGUUUGGGAUCGAUGCAACGGCGGCGUUUGUUCCAGCCUCAGCGACGGAGUCCGAAUCAAAAUUGGGGCCAGAUGUGCUGGUCCCAGUGGACGUGAAAACUCGCAGACCCAUCCCUGACAACAAGUAUCAGUAUACACCGCGCCCGAUCCCCAAAUGCCUCGAUCAAUUGCGUCAAGCGGUUGAAGCGGCGGUUGGUGAUGGCUCAAGCUACAACUUCUGCCUAGUGAACUACUACGCUACCGGCGACGACAGCAUCUCUUACCACUCGGACGACGAGCGGUUCCUAGGCCCAAACCCGUCUAUUGCAUCCAUCUCUCUGGGGGCCCAGCGGGAUUUUCUGAUGCGGCAUAAGCCGAGCCAGGCGCCCGGGGUGAGUAACCAGCCGUUGAAGUUCUCGCUUGCGUCGGGUGAUAUGGUGGUAAUGCGCGGCGAGACACAGUCGAACUGGCUGCAUAGUAUCCCGAAACGAAAAGGAGGGGAGUCGCAGAAGGGCAGAAUCAAUAUCACCUUUCGUAAGGCGGUUGUGCCUGGGGGAACCAACAAUUAUUAUAACUAUAAUGUUGGGAAUGGCACUGUUUAUCGGUGGGAUGAGCAGGAGGGGAAGAUGCGUGCGCAGUCUGGUACAAAGACCGAGGAAGUCGGGUCAUGA